GUUUCGGUGUAUUGGAUAUCGAAUGUUUUGUUGAAAUUCUUGAGAGCGCAGUUUAAAGGAGCAGAUUUUUUGAAAUGUAAUGCUAGAAAAGCCCUGAAAUUCACGAAGGUCAAAAAUCAUCCAAAAUGCCGGAGCUCUCUGCCGAAUCGCUGAGAAAGAUUACCUUGGUGCAGCGCCAACGGGCCGAACUGAGCGCGCUAAUUGACUGGGGCACGAAGCCGGAGGAGUAUCUGCGGGAACGUCUUACCGCCCCGUGGAAGGGCGGGGCCAGCUUCUUCUGUUGUUUCGGGAUUCUGCUUGCCGGGAGCGUGUUUGCGCAAUUACAUCACAAGUAUGAAGAGCGGCGACUCGCCGCGAAGAGAGAGCAAGCUGCCGGGGCGUUGGAGCCGUUUGGAACACAUGCACAGCCGAGGGAGUCCGCUGUGCUAGCGACGGUGAGAUUUUGCAUAUUCAAUGUCUUCCUUCCGGCGUUGUUCUUGCGCCACUUGUGGCGACUCGACGUAGGUCAGGACAGCGUCGUGCAGAAGUAUUCGUGGCUGUCGCCGACAGUCCACAUUGUGUGGAUUUGCCUAACCUGGGUCCUCGUCCGGGAACGGCGACGGAGCUGCCACGAGCACUACAGCAGAGAGCACGAGCAGUGGCGGAGUACUUGUCUUCAUAAUAGGAAGUUACGAUUUUUCCACUGUUGCUUGUAAUGCAUGUUCAUCAUUCUACUCCAUCAAUUCGUGCGAAGAAUGCGUUCAUUGAGAUGAGAAGGAGCCUUCAAAAAAGCACUACUCGGCAAAAGUAUUGCAAUACAGCCCACUUCGCGGUCGAAAACUCGGAUUUCCUUGUCCAAGAAAGCUGGGAGUGGCCGGCGCACCGCGAGCAUGCAGUGGGAGAUGAUUACAAUGACCCUAGUACAACAAGAAAAAUGCGAGGACCGUCGCGGGAAUUCCAGUACACAACAGGAGUUCCGCCCUUUAUUCCCCUCGAACCUGCUGCGCAGCGACCAUCCGAAGAGCCGAUGGGGUCUCCGGAGUGCGAUGUAGAGGACCUUUCUGCCGAGGACGAUUACGAUCUGGAGUCGCCACCGUUGGGUUCGCCUCCGCUCGGCAACGGCACCGACCACCCACACCACGUCCAAGUGAAUAGCAGCACGGGGAUUGUCGUGUCGGGGGAGAUGCAGCUCCAGAACCCAGGCGGAAUGAAUAUCUUGCAGGCCAACAGGAGGAGUGACGAAAAUAGAACAACAUCGUCCAGCAGUAGUUGUACUAGCAGUUCGACUACCGGUGAUCGUAAUUUUCGAAACGCAAACAGCAAUUUUACUUCCGGCUCUACACAUCGAACUUCUUCCAGUCCGAAGACCAAGAUCACUCCUCCGAGUGCAGCGCGCAUUGCAAAUUUCGUCACGGGCGGGAAGCUGAAACAGCCGGCAACGCCGUCUACCCGAAGUGCCGAGACGACUUUGUUUUACGAGCACUCGCCUGACUCGUCCGCAAGGACGGAAGCCAGCAGCGUCCUCGAGUGGCAGAACGAAAGCGAGGACACCAGUGGGGUAUUGAUACGAACAGCGGUUUAUGUUUGUGUGAGUUUGUUGAUUUGAUGUCGAGCUCUCGGUAUUUAACAGGAUCGAUUAGGUUACUUACAAGCAUUUUUCUUCUUUCAUCUGAAUCGCAAGAUUUGAUGCACGGCGCGGCUCACGCAAAAGCUAUUGCAUGAAAAAUUUCUGACCACAGCAAAGUCCCUCGGACCUGGACGAGCAAGACUUAAUCACGGGCGCGCUCGAGGAAAAGAGGGGGUUCCUGGGCAUCUUUUUCGACAAAUUCAAGCGGGUAAUAUUGCCGUCCUUUUUCCUCACGAGCUCGUCGACGUCGCGGAACAGUCCGAACGCGGAUCUGCAUCGGCAGGCGCCUCCCCCGGACGAAGAUGGUUCUACUUUUCACCUACGAACAAGCUCGUUCUCUCCUUCGUCCGGUGUCGCGCAGGCGAUUUUGCCCAAUGAGAAACCUUGCAAGAUGAAUUAUGGGCAACAAGCUGCAUCGGCUUCUAGCCGUGGCGCGUUGAUGCGUGCUCCUGUUACAACCUACCCCGGCAGGGCCGCGGCGGGUAAUAUUCACAGCAGCAGCAACAGCAGUAGUAGUAGCCAAGCUCAGAACUACAAGCCCUGUUUAUUGCCGCAGAGCAGUAGUUGCACCAAAACGUCGCGGAUCUUGAGCUACGAGGACAUGACUUCCUUCGAAGACGGAUGGCUCUUGCUCAUGUGCAACGGCUGCAUGAUUUCUUUCCUGUUCCCGGUGAUCGCAGACGCGUUCGGGGUCGAGGCAAUCAGAAAAUUGAUCUGGUGGGAUGUCACCGGGAACGCUUGGGUUUGCCAAUUCGGACUCUUCAUCUUCGCCGCGGUGUAUUCUUCUGCGAGUGCGAAUAGUGUCAUUUCUGCUGGCGCAGCUUUCCCGGCAGGAACAUCGUCGAGCUCUGGCAGGACCACAGGUUCGAAGGACCACGGCCGAAUCUCUUGCUCUUCACAACUCCGUGGAUCUUCUUCCGCGACCCGUUGCGGCAGUUUCUCCCUUGUCGUUUCAAACAGACAGGGACAACCACCCCACCACGAGCAACAACCGCACUUCUACACAAGUAGUACGCAGCACCAGCAGCUCCCCAUCGACGGCUGUCCGAGCCGACACAUCGUCCCCUCGUCGCGGAAGAAGCAUUUGAAGGUUCCACCUAGUAGUACAAGUCGCGACGACAGCGAGGAGGAUAAUAUGCUCGAUCAGGGGAAGAUAAACGGCCAGAAAGUAAGUAGACCUCGAAGACACACUGUGGAUCUAAUCUCUGCGUUGGACGUGGAGGACGGCGAGGAACCGUACGCCGGAAUCCCGCUAGAGGACAUGCUCGCGACGGACCCGUUGUCCGCGAGAUUUGCGGGAUAUCACCUGCCCGUGGGCGGCGGCAAGGGAACGAGCAGAUCGCACCCGUCUUUGACCUCCUACGGCUGCUUCUCGUCUUCGUUGCCGGAAAGGGAGCAGGAGUCCUGGGGACGGAGUAGUACUAGUUCCAGUAGGUGGUCCUGGCUUGUUUCGUGGCUGUUGCCAACAAGCUGGCUGGAAACGCGCGGCGGGCCGUCGGGAAUAGUCGGGGACUACUACGACAGCUUCGCGGAUGCACACCCAGCAAAGCCGUUCGGUGUCCCGAGCAAGAGACUGUGGUCGCAGAGCAGGCGGGUGGAAGACGAUGUGCUAUUCGGGUAUAAUUUUUCUUCGAUUUGUUUGCUACAAUCAUUGCGAAAAGUGUACGUGGUAUGGCAAUGCAACUUCAACUUGUACUUGUUUUCGGCGCUCGUCGUGUCCUGCAGGUAGGCAAUUUUACGACGCUUGGCCGUUGCCCUGUUGUUUGAUAAAAACAAGUUUGAGAAAACAAAUCCUUUAGAUUCGGGCAACACACACGCAUUACCACCGGACAAGUCCUCUAUGGAUGGAUAUCGUUCCAAGCGCGGCAGUUUGGGAUCUGUUGCUACGAGCUCUACAAACUCUCUUUCGGCAGAGUGGUCGAUGUCGUGCUUCGCAGCGACACGAUGCAACGACUGCGCGCACACGCACACACGGUGUUUCUCCAACCAAUUUUGGGGGCCAUCGUGCUCGGCUGCGUGCUCAACGCGUGCGGGGCGAGAAUGUCGCCGGACAUGGAGAGAAUUUUGGAAGUAAUCGCCUCGCCAUUUCAAUUUUCGCUCUACUUUUUAUCCGGAGCGAAGGCGGAUUUGUUCGGCGGCAUGCAAAAUUCGUCGGGAGGCGGGUACUAUUCCAAAAAUGGGAGGAAGUUGCUCGUCGCCGCCUUCGCAAUCCGCACGACGGUUGUGCUUGUUUUAGCCGCGGGAUUGCUCUCGUUCUACGACGCGAAUGUUAGGACCUUAGCAAUUUUGGCGAUCUUGUCGCCGCCAUCCAGUUACGGCAUCCUGCUCAUUGAUUUGUUCAAGUUCCCGAGCUUUUUCGGGCCCCUGACCGUGGCCUUUUGGUCGUUCGAAAUGCUUUUGUUAACUUCAUUACAAAACUUACUGGUGUCCAACUACGUAGUAAAUGCGCCAGCAGCCGUCGUGUCGAGUAGGUGACGCGAAAGUCUGAAAAUCAAGUAAAUGCUCAAUUAGAGAACGUUUCGGUUGCGAUCUUCGUUCUUGAGAAGUAGUUUCGCAAAUGUUAAUAUCGCAAGGGCGUGAGGGCUGCUUUUCAAGCUGAAGGACGUUUUGAAAACAGCCAGUAGGAGCUUCGCCUUGUAUGAUUCCAUGAUAGACUGAGUCACAUCAACACAACCUCUUGUUUCCUUUUGAAUGUUUGCAUCCGACGAGAUAGAAUCCAUCUUCCAAGAAAGCUUUAAUGUCAGAAACAGGUCAGCACUGUUGAAUUCGACGUUAAUAUUGCGAGCGCGCAAGGUAUGCUGAUAAGCAUUUUAAUGCAGCAGUAACGAACAGGAUCAGGAU
Amoebophrya sp. A120 is the source of this 4447-nucleotide messenger RNA. The record is from the annotation of a GenBank genome assembly. Lineage: Eukaryota; Dinophyceae; Syndiniales; Amoebophryaceae.